Molecule: messenger RNA, 3173 nt
Organism: Nerophis ophidion (straightnose pipefish)
Lineage: Eukaryota; Metazoa; Chordata; Actinopteri; Syngnathiformes; Syngnathidae
Gene: tmem121ab
Product: transmembrane protein 121Ab
Exons: 1
Coding region: 615-1562 (315 amino acids)
Source: RefSeq, a predicted model, not a curated record
AGGGGAGGCUGCCAAGAGGCAAAACGACGGAGGAGGAGGAGGGGCCAAGGAUGGAUACUCGGACGAGCGAGAGAGCCUCCCCGCGGGGAUGCCGACGUCGAACGCCAGGCCUCAAGGGCCGUUGACCUGCUGUCUCUGUGAUUUAUGGCGGCUUUGGGAGGGGGGAGGCUCCGGGCCAUUGCAGACUCCUCUCUUCUCUCUCCUCCGUCUCCGUCCGCACGCUCGGGAGUUGCACACACACCGCGCCGCUGUCUGCAGGAGACACCCGUGGAGGAGUUCUUGGCACGGUGCGGCUGGCAGCGCCUGCGUGCACGAGCAUAAAUCCACCAGCCGGAUCGCCGGGUUCCUACAUUGUCGCUCAUACAGAAAUAAACUCCUAUCUCAACAUCCCCGCACUGCAGCAAUCCCGUCGCACGUCUGUUAGACAAAGCCCGCUGUGGGAGAGUGUGUGGAUUACGAUCAGUCAUGGCGUGUCAGCUGUAGAGCACCAGGGACGGCGUGGGAGUGGGAAACGACUUAAUUGAGUGAUUCCACCGACGACUCUUGCCAACAAGUGCUCGGUAACGCAGGAUUCGAAAAAAUCCCCCUCGUAAAACGGAGAGAGUGCCCUCGCCAUGGUGUUGCCGCCCCCCGACAAACGCCACGUGUGCUUGACCACCAUUGUCAUCAUGACCAGCAUGGCCUUCAUGGACGCCUACCUGGUGGAGCAGAACCAGGGGCCCAGGAAGAUCGGCGUGUGCAUCAUCGUGCUGGUCGGGGACGUGUGCUUCCUCAUAGUGCUGCGAUACGUGGCGGUGUGGGUCGGAGCCGAGGUGCGCACGGCCCGGCGGGGAUACGCCAUGAUCCUCUGGUUCCUCUACAUCUUCGUGCUGGAAAUCAAACUCUACUUUGUGUUCCAGAAUUGCAAGGCGGACAGGAAGAGUCUGGAGACGGUGGCGCGGAAGGCAUUGACGUUACUUUUAUCGGUGUGCGUGCCCGGUCUGUACUUGGUUCUGGUGGCGCUGGACAGCAUGGAAUAUGUGAGGACUUUCCGGAAGAAGGAGGACAUGCGAAGCCGUCUGUUUUGGGUGGCGCUGGACUUACUUGAUCUCCUGGACAUCCAAGCCAACCUGUGGGAGCCCCAACGCACGGGUCUGCCCAUCUGGGCCGAGGGCCUGAUGUUCUUCUACUGCUACAUCUUGCUGCUCAUCCUGCCCUGCGUGUCGCUGAGCGAGAUCAGCAUGCAGGGCGAGCACAUGACCCCCCAGAAGAUGAUGCUCUACCCGGUCCUGAGCUUGGUCACCAUCAACGUGGUCACCAUCCUCAUACGAGGCGUCAACAUGGUGCUCUUUCAGGACAGCCGCGUGUCCACCAUCUUUGUGGGCAAGAACGUGGUGGCCAUCGCCACCAAAGCCUCCACCUUCCUGGAGUACCGCAGGCAGGUGAAGGAGUUCCCUCACCCUCAAAACGCCAUGGCCAUGGAGAUGCAGCAGAACUCGGUCGGCCACACGCAGACUCUGCCCAACGCCACCACCACUUUGCCGCACGAACCCACGCCGGCGCAGGACGUCAUUGAAUCGUGACCGCCAUCCUGCGCCGAGAAUGUAACCAGCAACACAACUCGACCUGUGAAUUUUAGUCGUACGACAAAAUGUUCUGAAAGUUGUGUUUAGUAGGGUCCAUCUCUUUUGUAACAAUGCUUCUUGCUAUUAAAUAUGAAAGAACCCAUAGGGUCCAUCCAUCCAUUUUCUACCGCUUAUUCCCUUUGGGGUCGCGGGGGGUGCUGGUGCCUAUCUCAGCUACAAUCGGGCGGAAGGCGGGGUACACCCUGGACAAGUCGCCACCUCAUCACAGGGCAACCCAUAGGGUCCAGAUGAGCAAAAUUAUAUUUUUUGCUCCAGAAAUUGAAUCCGGCAGUCAUCCAUCCAUCCAUUUACUACCGCUUAUUUCCUUUGGGGUCGCGGGGGGCGCCAGUGCCUAUCUCAGCUACAAUCGGGUGGAAGGCGUGGUACACCCUGGACAAGUCGCCACCUCAUCACAGGGCAACCCAUAGGGUCCAGAUGAGCAAAAUAUAUUUUUUGCUCCAGAAAUUGAAUCCGGCAGUCAUCCAUCCAUCCAUUUACUACCGCUUAUUUCCUUUGGGGUCGCCAGUGCCUAUCUCAGCUACAAUCGGGUGGAAGGCGUGGUACACCCUGGACAAGUCGCCACCUCAUCACAGGGCAGCCCAUAGGGUCCAGAUGAGCAAAAUAUAUUUUUUGCUCCAGAAAUUGAAUCCGGCAGUCAUCCAUCCAUCCAUUUACUACCGCUUAUUUCCUUUGGGAUCGCGGGGGGCGCCAGUGCCUAUCUCAGCUACAAUCGGGUGGAAGGCGUGGUACACCCUGGACAAAUCGCCACCUCAUCACAGGGCAGCCCAUAGGGUCCAGAUGAGCAAAAUAUAUUUUUUGCUCCAGAAAUUGAAUCCGGCAGUCAUCCAUCCAUCCAUUUACUACCGCUUAUUUCCUUUGGGGUCGCUGGUGACUAUCGCAGUUACACCCGGGCGGAAGGCGGGGUACACCCUGGAUAGGUCGCCACCUCAUCACACGGCAACCCAUAGGGUCCAGAUGAGCAAAAAUUAUAUUUUUUUGCUCUGGAAAUUGAAUCCGGCAGUCAUCCAUCCAUCCAUUUUACUACCGCUUAUUCCCAUUGGGGUCGCUGGUGCCUAUCUAAUCUACAAUCGGGCGGAAGGCAGGGGUACACCCUGGACAAGUCGCCAUCUCAUCAUAGGGCAACCCAUAGUGUCCAGAUAAACAAAAUUAUAUUUUUUGCUCCGGAAAUUGAAUCCGGAAGUCAUCCAUCCAUCCAUUUCCUACCGCGUAUUCCCUUUGGGGUCGUUGGUGCCUAUCAGCUACAAUCGAGCAGAGGGCGGUGUACACACUGGACAAGUCGCCACCUCAUCACAGGGCAACCCAUAGGGUCCAGAUGAGCAAAAUUAUAUUUUUUGCUCUGGAAUUUGAAUCCGGCAGUCAUUUCCAAUCAAUUACUUUUUGAGUAAUGGGUACAUAACUAACUGUACUUGUACUCGCCAGACUCAAUGUCGCCCCUUUUUGGUGUGACGUCAUCUACAGAACUGAAGCCUGUUUUCUUGCCCCGACAGUGUGGAUAAAGGCAUGUAAAACUAUUAUUUAUGUCCUUGAGAUAGAUGGAUAGAUAGAUAG